Molecule: messenger RNA, 426 nt
Organism: Diaporthe amygdali
Lineage: Eukaryota; Fungi; Ascomycota; Sordariomycetes; Diaporthales; Diaporthaceae
Exons: 3
Coding region: 1-426 (141 amino acids)
Source: RefSeq, a predicted model, not a curated record
AUGCUCGGAUCCGCAUUCUCGCAUGGUAUCCCGGCCAUAUCGCACAUGUCCAAGCUCUUCAUGGCGCAGGGCCUGGUUCCGAGAGGUGGUUGGUGUAGUGAUGGCAGCUCGUCCAGGGCGAUCGACCACGAGAUUGAGGCGGGGUGGUGGGAGCCCGGCCCCUGCCCAAUGUUCCAGCGGGCCAGUUCUCAGUUGGUGCGUACCACAGUACCACGCACGCCUGCAGGCCCCAAGCCCGGCGUAGUGGGGCUCAAGUGCCGCGUUGAGGCCUGCUCCACAGCAUGCCUCUCCGAGAUUUCGGCGAACGCGGCUCCGAGCGGCGAGAUUAGCCCAAAGGGCCACGUCGAUCAGGCGGGCGGCGCGUGGACGGGUGGCCUAGGGGCCUGCCAGCCUGGCAGGCCCCUGGGUGGCCCGGGUGGGAGGUAG